Pseudophryne corroboree (corroboree frog) is the source of this 3411-nucleotide messenger RNA. RefSeq names its product RCSD domain containing 1 (gene RCSD1). The transcript is spliced from 7 exons. The record is from RefSeq and is a predicted model, not a curated record. Lineage: Eukaryota; Metazoa; Chordata; Amphibia; Anura; Myobatrachidae. Bases 227 to 1216 code for a protein of 329 amino acids.
CUCCCCUCUCUACAGUUUUGCAGGACUAGUUAGUGGGGAGGGUCCCGGCUCUGGUAUCUAGAAGCCUUGGGACACAGCACUUCAGGCAGCCAAGAGUUCAGCAAGUGACAGGCAAGAAGCAAACUGCAAGAGCCAAAGAACACUAAGAAGUAUAAGAGACACGACGGGUGUGCGCAGAAGGAGACUGCUCCACAGCACCGAGACUGGUCCCCUCCUGAGAGAGGAAAUGGAGGGGAAAUCAGCGGAGAGCGGCACAGCGGAGGAAUCAGCGCCACCGUCAGUUGCUAAACUUGCCGGCAUAUUUGGGGACAAGGUGAACAGCCCCAGGAAAGAGGUUCCACCACCUAAACCCACUCGAAGGAAACCGCCGUGCUCCCUGCCAUUACCUAAACCCACAGUCACCAAUAAUGGGGAUGAGAAGAUGUCUCCUUCUCAGCCCCAGAUGCCUAAGAUCAAGGUGAAGAGUUCUCCUCUUAUAGAGAAACUUCAGGCUAAUUUGGCCUUCCCUCCUGCUGCAUUUUUCCCGGGAGUUUCCCCCAAGAGCCCCGGACUGAAAGCCAUGGCCUCUCCAUUUAACAGUCCGCCGUCAACGCCGAGCAGUCCUGGUAUCCAUUCCCAUUCCAGCGAAUCAGAGGAGACGCCAGUCAGCUUUGAACAACCACCAGAGGGCGCUCAUCUCCAGAGCUACACCAAGGUCCGUACAAGAGGCUCAAUAAAACGAAGGCCACCGAGCAGAAGUUUUAGAAAAUCCCAAACUGAUAUGGACUUUGAUAUUGACAAAAUGAACACAACAGUGAGAGAAAAUGGGGAUAAGACAGCAGACGGGGACGGUGAGCCAGGGUGGAGGGAUAAACAAGACCAGUGUAACACAGAGUCAGCGCAAGAGACAGGCAGCACGCUAUCCGACUCAGCGGACAAGUUACCCAGGAGCCAAGAGAGUGACCGAGACAAGACUGAGAAACACCAGCAUGUCGGGGAGAUACAGAGCGAGGGCAUAUUAGAGCAGCAGACGGGGGAACCGGACAGUGACCAGGCAGAGAAACCCAACAGAGAGCAGGGGCAACUGGACACAAAUGAAACGGACGCACAGGUCGCCAAAGAGGAAGAUAUUACAAUACACAUAGAGAAGAGCAGUGUGGAGACAAGUGAGGAUGAGAAGAAGGACGGGAGCAGUGAGCACAGUAAAUCUGAUGGGGAUGAUAAACCUGAAAAGUGAUGGAACACGACCAGCCGAGGAUUACAGGCCAUGACUGGGACAACUCAGGACUCUGGGCGGCGCCUUGACCCAGCGCAGCGGACCCGUGGCAGAUUCCUGCAGAUACACCGGCACCUUACAGACUAGUUAAAGUACAUUAUGUAAACGGUGUGUGUUCAUAUCACUGUGAGGACAUUACCCCAUGGCGGGGAGAAGAUCUCAUUAUGUGACCUCUCUCGUGUUUCAUUAAGCAGUGUUACAGCCCAUAUCAUUAUUUAGACCAUGUUUAUGAGAUGUGAUACAUAUAUGUGGCCACGUUCACCCAUGCACAUACUGUGUUUGUUCCUUUUCAGCUCCCGUCUUAUAUACAGCUCUUUGUUGUAGAAGUUCUGUACUAUAUGUCCGUCAUCCUGUCUAUUGUCCGUCGUCUGCAGGCUGUAACCUGGGGCCACCGCUAUAUUGUAGAUUUACACUAGAUACACACAAGAUUGCAUAUCAACCGAGGGAGAGUCAUAGCGAUAAGACUUACUGCCACAUGACAGGCCUGUGACCCAUGGCAUCCAGUCAUAUGCUAGCUUUUAUUAGUUUAAGUAAUAAAAUAUUCAAAGUGAUUAUCUGUUUGGCUGCCAUGAGAUACACAGUCUGUGAUAUGUGCAUCCUGUUAUUUCAUGAUCUAGUGAGUGUUUGUCUCCCUCUAAUGGUGAAGCGUCAGUAGCUCACCCAGAGCUGUAGUUAACAUACAGUGGGGGUAAUUCCAAGUUGAUCACAGCAGGAAUUCUGUUAGCAAUUGGGCAAAACCAUGUGCACUGCAGGGGAGGCAGAUAUAACAUGUGCAGAGAGAGUUAGAUUUGGGUGUGGUGUGUUCAAUUUGCAAUCUAAUUUGCAGUGUAAAAAUAAAGCAGCCAGUAUUUACUCUGCACAGAAACAAAAUAACCCACCCAAAUCUAACUCUCUCUGCACAUGUUAUAUCUGCCACACCUGCAGUGCACAUGGUUUUGCCCAACUGCUAAAAAAUUUCCUUCUGCGAUCAACUUGGAAUUACCCCCAAUAUAACAUAACUAUGGGCUAAUGCCUAGGAUGCCGCUGUUUAAGGGGCAGCAUAAUUAGUUUUCAUUACAGUUUUCCUCAUCAUUGUAUUUAUGUUCUUGCUAUUUGGUCUGCACCAACCACUUUUCAGUAAAAAAUCAACCAUCAUAAAAAUUAUAUAUAAUAAAAAAAAACAUUUAUUGCUAAUGAAGACAUAUAAUUAUGAGUUUAUGAAAGCUUAAGACUAUUAGCAAAUUAUUAUUUUUACAUUUUGUAUAAAACUCUAUUAUUAUACUUACAAUCAGGGGUGUAUUUAAAGUGUUUGGUCCUUGUAGCAAAAUUGUGAUAGGGUUCUCCACACACCAUACCAUAAACACUGCAAGGUCUGCUCCACCCUCAGUCUAUACCCCAAAGAACAGAGAAAACAUUUAAUUAGAAGCAAUCUGACACAUUAGUCUGAAUUAUGUAUGCAGUCAUUUCAUCCUCAUUAUUUUAUACAUCCUAUAACUCCACACAGUUCCAAAAACAGUAUUUGGAGAGUAACCCGUACCAAGAUUAUAUUGAUUCACAUAUAUGUCAGUGUUGGGGGUACCCUAUUUAUAUUUCUCUAACGUCCUAGUGGAUGCUGGGGACUCCGUAAGGACCAUGGGGAAUAGACGGACUACGCAGGAGACAUGGGCACUUUAAGAAAGAAUUUAGAUUCUGGUGUGCUCUGGCUCCUCCCUCUAUGUCCCUCCUCCAGACCUCAGUUUGAAUCUGUGCCCGGACGAGCUGGGUGCUGUUCAGUGAGCUCUCCUGAGCUUGCUGUAAGAAAGUAUUUUGUUAGGUUUUUUAUUUUCUGGGAGCUCUGCUGGCAACAGACUCCCUGCAUCGUGGGACUGAGGGGAGAGAAGCAGCCCUACUCUCUGAAGCUAGGUCCUGCUUCUUAGGCUACUGGACACCAUUAGCUCCAGAGGGAUCGUACACAGGAUCUCACCCUCGUCAUCCGAUCCCAGAGCCGCGCCGCCGUUCCCCUUGCAGAGCCGGAAGACAGAAGCCGGGUGAGUAUGAGAAGCAAAGAAGACUUCGAAAUCGGCGGCAGAAGACUCCGUUCUUCACAUGAGGUAACGCACAGCACUGCAGCUGUGCGCCAUUGCUCCAUACACACCUCACAUACUCCGGUCACUGUAAGGGUGCAGGGCGCAGGGGGG